Messenger RNA from Nerophis lumbriciformis (worm pipefish), 1791 nucleotides. NCBI's taxonomy places the organism in Eukaryota, Metazoa, Chordata, Actinopteri, Syngnathiformes, Syngnathidae. The record is from RefSeq and is a predicted model, not a curated record.
AUGAAAUUAUCUGUGGUGUCCAAGAAGUUGUGGUGUGUUCACAAACCGCUGGUGCUCCUGAUAACUCCUCUGAUUUUUUCACCUUUACUGGUGACCUUGCCUGAAAAGGAGGGAAGAUGUCUUUACGUGGUGGUGCUCAUGGCCACAUUUUGGUGCUCCGAGGCGCUCCCUCUGGCUGUCACCGCAAUGCUACCCAUUUGCCUCUUUCCAACACUGGGGAUCAUUCCGUCCAAAAAACUCUGUCCUCAAUACUUCCUUGAAACCAACUUUCUCUUCUUAAGUGGUUUGGUGAUGGCAUCGUCAAUUGAGGAGUGGGGCCUCCAUCGCAGAAUAGCGCUGAAAGUCCUCAGCAUUGCGGGAGUCAAACCAGCCUGGCUCAUACUGGGAAUGAUGAUGACUUCGUCUUUCCUGUCCAUGUGGCUCAGUAACACUGCCACAACGGCCAUGAUGCUCCCCAUCGCCAAUGCUAUCCUGGAGAGUCUCUUCGGGGAUCUGGAGAGCCUCAAGCAGAAAUGCAAGUCGAUCAAGGAUCGUGACGACGGCAUCGCCAUUGGUCAAUCCAAUAGGAUGGAUUCACUUCCCUCAGUGUCCUCAGAGAAACAAAUUUUGUCCCUUGAUGGGAUGGACGCAGUAGAGCGAAAUGACUCAAGGACAGCUGAAGAGAUCCGGUCUGAGUCGGAGUAUCAGAUGAGAGUGUGGAAAGGUUUCCUGAUCUGCAUUCCGUAUGCGGCCAGUAUUGGAGGUACCGCCACACUGACUGGAACUGCACCCAACCUCAUCCUGAUUGGACAGCUCAAAAGCUAUUUUCCAGAGUGUGAUCUUAUCAAUUUUGGCUCUUGGUUUGCAUUUGCGUUCCCGCUCAUGCUCUUCUUCCUUCUGUUGGGGUGGCUAUGGAUAGCCUUCAUCCAUGGAGGCUUGAACACACGCUUAUGCCUCAAGAAACGUGACCAAAGAGCAGACCAAGAGGCCCAAGCGCGAGCUGUCAUUGAAGAGGAUUACAGAAAACUCGGGCCCUUAAAUUUUGCAGAGGGAGCCAUCUCUUUCUUCUUUGUCUUGUACGCCGUUCUGUUGUUCACCAGGGAUCCCAAAUUCUUCACUGGCUGGUCUGCGCUUUUUAAGAAAGGCUACGUCUCAGACGCAGUCACUGGUGUGAUCAUCGUCUCCAUACUAUUUUUCUUCCCCUCACAGAAGCCUUCUCUGAGCUGGUGGUUGGACCCUAAAGCUUCCAAUGUGCCGUACGUUCCUCUACUAUCAUGGAAGAAAGCCCAGGAGGCCGUUCCUUGGAAUAUCAUCUUGUUGCUCGGAGGAGGGUUUGCCAUGGCUCAAGCGUGCGAGGAAUCUGGAUUGGCCUCCUGGAUCGGGGGACACCUCCAGCCUCUGGCCAAGGUCCCGCCUGCCGUGGCCAUGAUGUUGAUCACAGCCUUUGUGGCCUGUUUCACUGAGUUUGCCAGCAACACGGCCACCAUUAUCAUCUUCUUACCAGUUAUCGCUGAACUCGCGUUUCACGUAUCCGUCAACCCUCUGUACUUCAUGAUCCCCGCAACCAUCGGGAGUUCAUACGCUUUCAUGCUGCCUGUGUCGACGCCCCCCAAUUCCAUCGCCUUUGCAUCCGGUCACCUCAUGGUUAAAGACAUGGUGAAAACUGGCAUUGUCAUGAACAUCCUGGGUCUCCUGUCAGUCUCACUUGCCAUAAACACGUGGGGCCUGGCCAUGUUCAAUCUUGACACCUACCCCGACUGGGCUCGCCCUCUCAACCAGACUGUUGUUCUCAUGCCAAAUGUUACUCUCUGA